Paramecium pentaurelia is the source of this 638-nucleotide messenger RNA. The record is from the annotation of a GenBank genome assembly. NCBI's taxonomy places the organism in Eukaryota, Ciliophora, Oligohymenophorea, Peniculida, Parameciidae.
UAAUGGGAAUUUCAAGAGAUAGCAGACACAAAAGAAGACUUACAGGAGGUCGUAUGCCAAUCCAUAAGAAGAAAAGAGCUUUCGAGAAAGGAAGAUAAGCUGCAAUGACUAAAUUAGUAUCAGGUGAAAAGAGAGUAAGAAGAUUAAGAGUGAGAGGAGGAAAUUUCAAAUUCAGAGCACUCCGUUUAUCAGAAGGCAAUUUCUCUUGGGGAAGCCAAGGUGUUGCUAAAAAAGCUAAAAUUGUUGAGGUGGUUUAUCAUCCAUCCAAUAAUGAAUUGGUCAGAACCAAAACUUUAACAAGAGGUGUCAUUGUCUAAGUUGAUGCUACUCCAUUCAAAUAAUGGUAUGCUAAGAAAUACAAUGUUGAAUUGGGAUCAAAGAAGAAGAAGGUAAUUAAUAAUUAUUAUAAUAAUAGGAAACAACAGGAGAUUAACCUAAGAAAUUAAGUUCAAAGUAAGAGAAAAGAAUUAAGGAAAAUGUUAUUGAUUAAUUUGUCUAAGAAUAAUUUGCCAAUCAAAGAUUAUUAGUCAGAAUUACAUCAAGACCAGGAUAAUCAGGAAGAGCUGAUGGUUAUAUCUUGGAAGGAAAAGAAUUAGAAUUUUACAUUAAGAAAAUCGAAUAGAAGAAGAAAUGAUUUC